This is a messenger RNA of Lactuca saligna, 1377 nucleotides long. Lineage: Eukaryota; Viridiplantae; Streptophyta; Magnoliopsida; Asterales; Asteraceae. The record is from the annotation of a GenBank genome assembly.
AUGGUGUUCCCGGAGAAGAUAUCUCAGCCUGUCAUAUCCACAAAACGGCCGUUGGGUGAUUCUGAUGACUGUAAACUUGAUGAAUUCAGAAAACCUAAAAUGGUGAUGCGAAAGUAUCCCCCUCAUAAGAUCAGAGGAGCAGAAGCAGUCCGUGAUUUCCCUCCUGAUUGUGGAAUCUUUCUCGAUUCUCUUGUGACUAAAGUAGAGAAGAAUCCAUUGAAGAAAUUAGAUAAUGUUGAAUCAAAUAUUGAGAACGUGACCUCCCAUGGCAAGGAUAAGAUGGUGAAAUCUCAGCCUUUUGAAGAUAAUAAACUCAAUAACUGCCUUAAACCUGAAGGAUUAGGGUUCAAGAAACCUUCUUUUGGCUCAAGACCUAAAAUGAAAUUUGGGAAUCCCAAGGAACAACAUCCUGUUUGUGGAAUCAUACAAGAAAGGAAGCCUUUCAAGAAAUUAGACAAUGUUGACUCAAAGUCAAUGGAAUGUUGUCAUCCUUUGGAGAAUACCAAACUCAAUAGCUUCAAACAUAAAGAAUCAGGGAUCAGCAAACCUUUUGGUUCAAGGUCAACCGGUAAAGUCAAAUUUUGGGAUCCUAGGAUCCCAUCUUCAAAUGACGAUAAUGCCCCGAAAGUAAAAGACACCAACUUUAUCGGAUCACGAAAUGAACAAAUUAGACGUGAAAAGAUCCGUGAGACAAUGAUCUUGUUUGAAACAAUUUACACUCAGUUAUUACAAGACAACGGAUCAAAACAAAAGGGAGAAAAGAGAGCUAUUUGGAUACUACCCAUGGAGGCUGCAAAGAUAGUCAAACAAAAGCUAAAAUGGAUGAAUGUUGACAAGACAUUUGGUGAAAUCCUCGGUGUCCAACCUGGUGACAUGUUCAGAUUUAGGUCACAACUUCAUAUAGUAGGUCUUCAUUGUCAACCACAUUGUGGUAUAGAUUACACCAGCAUUAAUGAGAAGAAUCUUGCUAUAAGUAUAGUUAACUCUCAUCGUUACUCAAACAAAAGUCAAUCGUGUGAUGUGCUUACUUAUUGUGGUGAAGGUGGUGGGGCCGGGUGCUUUGGGUAUAAGCCACAGGUGCCACCCGAUGAUCAAAAACUUGAAAGAGGUAAUCUUGCUUUGAAGAACAGUAUGAUUGAGAAAAAUCAUGUUAGGGUGAUUAGGAAAGUUUUUGGAGUUGGAAACAACAACAAUGUGUUUGUGUAUGAUGGAUUGUACACUGUGGAGCAUUGUACACAAAAAAGAAGUUCAGAAGGGAAGAUGGUGUUCAUGUUUGAAUUGCAUAGAGUGCCUGGCCAACCGAAUUUUCAGCAAAGGGUCAAUGCUAUACCAGGUAAUUUCGUUUUAUACCAUCAUACCACCUUUCAAAUGCUUUAG